This is a messenger RNA of Dermacentor albipictus, 1385 nucleotides long. RefSeq names its product electron transfer flavoprotein subunit alpha wal (gene wal). Gene Ontology annotation, biological process: fatty acid beta-oxidation using acyl-CoA dehydrogenase. Gene Ontology annotation, molecular function: electron transfer activity; flavin adenine dinucleotide binding. The record is from RefSeq and is a predicted model, not a curated record. Lineage: Eukaryota; Metazoa; Arthropoda; Arachnida; Ixodida; Ixodidae. Gene Ontology annotation, cellular component: mitochondrion.
GUGUCGUCGUCGAUUUGCUGUCGCUGAUGCAAAGAGGCCCAGCGUGAUUAUAGAGGCUGAUCCGUGUGAUCCUUAUUCUAUGGGCCUGCUGGCACGCUGCUGUCCUGCGGUGGCGUAAAGUUUCACACAGAAAACCCACACAGGACGUGACAGCAAACUAUUCGCACUGGACUGGACAAGGAGGACGAUGCUGUCGCUCAAGCACGUCCACAGAAGUGGCCUCCUCCAGGCCUUGUCUACAGCGUGUCGUCACAACAGCACGCUCGUCAUCGCUGACCACAGCGGGGGCCAGAUGCUGCCGUCGACAUUGAAUGCCAUAGCUGCGGCGAAAAAGAUCGGUGGCGAGGUUGCGUGCCUUGUUAUUGGCAAGGAUGUGUCUGGUGUUGCAGCUCAAGUUGGCAAAGCUGAAGGGCUUCAGAAACUUCUCUUGGCUGACAAUGCUGCCUUUGAAGGCCUUUUACCAGAACGUCUGGCACCUGUUGUUCUGGCCACAUGCAAGCAGUUCAACUUUACCCACAUGGUUGGUGCGUCAACUGCAUUUUCAAAGGGUCUGCUGCCUAGGGUAGCCUCAAAACUAGACGUGUCUCCCGUUUCCGACGUGCUCGACAUCAAGUCCCCUGACACCUUUGUUCGUUCCAUCUAUGCAGGUAAUGCUAUUCAAACAAUCAAGGCAAAGGACCCAGUGAAAGUGCUACUUGUCCGAGGGACCUGUUUUGAUGCUGUUGGCCAUGGCAGCUCUAGUGUCUCACCUGAAAGUGCACCAACUGCUGAAUUUGACACCAGCAAAUCUGCGUUCGAGGGCCAGGAACUGAGCAAGAGUGAACGGCCAGAGCUGACCAGUGCGAAGAAGGUCAUCUCUGGAGGACGAGGCAUGAAGAGUGGAGAUAACUUCAAGAUGCUCUACGAUCUGGCGGACAAAAUUGGAGCAGCUGUUGGUGCCUCUCGAGCUGCUGUGGAUGCUGGCUUUGUGCCCAAUGACAUGCAGGUUGGGCAGACGGGCAAGAUUGUGGCUCCGGAGCUAUAUGUGGCAGUGGGAAUCUCUGGUGCCAUUCAGCACCUUGCUGGCAUGAAAGACUCCAAGACCAUUGUAGCCAUCAACAAGGACCCUGAAGCACCAAUCUUUCAAGUGGCCGACCUUGGCCUUGUAGCAGAUCUCUUCAAGGCUGUUCCCGAGAUGCUCAGCAAGAUAGACAAGUACGUCACCAAGUGAUAAUGGGUACACUGUUACUAAUAAACACAUUUUCCACAUACGAGUCGAGAGCUCGGUCUUAUGAAAGGCCAGUCUGUUGGAGCUUCGUUCUGGACCAGUAGGUCGUGGCAACACACUGUGCAAGAUUUUAGAAAGGGACCAGGGCAAGUAAAUAAAAACAGGGACUGUUUCGUUA